AUGAAAGGUCCAGAUCAUACACGAGAAAACUGCUCCUACCAUUCCCAUUCUACAACGGCCAUCCCAGUCAUGGACGAUGCCCUAGUUCUUAACAUCGCAGUGGAUGAUGCACCGUCAAAACUACGUUUAUCAGGGAAAAAGGGCGGGCGAUGGACGGAAAGGUUGAAGACGAAUCGUACUCUGAAACGGAAGGCAAGAAACGACGAUUCCGCACCCUCUACACUUUCUGAGAACUCACAACUUUCUACGAAAGUCAACCAGAGGCCCCGUAAAAAGGCUCGUUUAGAUGUUGUAGAGGAACCGUCCACAACCUCCCAAGGCCAGCCUCGCCAACCUCCACCUUCAAAGCCAGCUCAAAUUAUAUCAUCCCUCUUCACCUACAAUCCUAAAAUUAAACUCCCCCCUGAAACUUUGCCUGAGAGAAGGCCAGCGGCUCCUAGCAAUGCACCUCUGGAUUCCUCCACAUUUUCUGGGCUUGGACUACACCCCUUGUUAAUCGCCCAUUUGACGAAUAAAAUGGACAUUCAGAAGCCCACUGCCAUUCAGCGCGCUUCUCUACCGACUCUUCUCUCUUCCAGCUCUAUCAAAAGCUCUCGAGAUGUGUUCUUGCAAUCACAAACGGGUUCAGGGAAGACCCUAUCCUAUUUACUUCCUAUCAUACAGGACUUGCUCCCUCUCAGUGAACUUUCUUACAUCGACCGGUCAAUAGGGACUUUGGCGGUAAUUAUUGCCCCCACUCGUGAACUGGCCAAACAAAUAUCCGAUGUCGUUGAAUCAAUGCUGCAAAUGCGACUACGAACAGGAAGCGAAUCUACCACCAAACCGGAUACGUCCACUAGAUUGACUCGUUGGCUUGUCUCUGGCUUGUUAGUCGGAGGUUCUACACGGACACACGAGAAAGCCAGGUUACGAAAGGGAGUUCCCAUCCUCGUAUCAACUCCCGGCCGCUUGCUUGACCACCUACAGAAUACCUCAUCGUUCAACGUUGGAAAAUGCCGAUGGUUAAUUCUCGACGAGGCAGAUCAGCUCAUGGAAUUAGGUUUUGAAGACACCAUCAAGGGAAUUAUUCAAGGUCUAGACGGACGUCGGCGGAUGGCGAAACAAGCGAUGGAGGAGGGUAAGACGGCGGAGGUUGGGGGGUGGGAUUGGGAGCGGCGGAGAAGGACGAUCCUUUGCUCCGCUACCAUUCGAGAAGACGUUCAGAAGCUUGCAGGGGCAGCUCUGAUCGAACCUUUCAUGAUCAAGGCGACAGAAGUGGACAAGGACGAUGACAAGGCUUUAGGAUCCAAUGCAGAGUCAUUUACACCUCCUUCACAGCUCACCCAGAAAUACGUCAUUGCGCCGUUGAAACUUCGUCUUGUUUCUCUCGUCGCCCUCUUGAGGACACUAGUUGCUCAAACACAGGUGCGGCAAGGAGCAAAGAUCAUCGUCUUCCUGAGUUGUACGGACUCGGUAGACUUCCACUGGAAUCUACUUGGCGGCGCUACGAUGGACGGAGAAGAAUCACAGAAAUCAUCAAGAGGGGAAGAUGAUAGUGAGGGUGAAGAAAUAGAUGAUAAGGUGUCAAGAAAAGAAGUAGGCCCAGACAAGGUGCAGACAAGUUGCCCUCUUUUACCACGAGUCACAAUCUACCGAUUACAUGGCUCCUUGCCAACUGCAUCUCGUCUUGCGUCCAUCAAAGGUUUUGCGGGAAAGAACAAGAAUGAGCAACAGUCGACAUCCUCCAUCCUGCUUUGCACUUCUGUUGCAUCCCGUGGUCUGGAUUUACCCCUCGUCCGAGCAGUCAUUCAGUAUGACCUACCGACGGAAGGCGGUGCGACGGAAUACGUUCAUAGGGUUGGAAGAACCGCUCGCGCUGGGAAAGGUGGUGAAGCUUGGAAUUUUGUAGCUCCAAGCGAGUCUGAUUGGGUUAAUUGGAUUCAAGAAAAGAUCCAAGGUGAAGGGAAGGAUGCCGGGAAAGUGGUGCUGUCUCCUGUUGCGGUCGAAGAGCUCCUACGGUCAGGUUUUGGUGGCAAAGGAAAGGAGUAUGAAGCUCGUGCGACGGAAGUGCAGUUGACCUUCGAGCGGUGGGUUCUUCGCAAGAAAGAGAAUGCAUCUUUUGCUCGCAAGGCGUUCCUCUCUCACAUGCGGGCCUAUACAACUCAUCCUUCCAACGAGAAACACAUAUUCCACAUCCGUAAUCUCCACAUGGGACAUCUCGCUAAAGCAUUCGGUCUACGAGAAGCUCCCAAGGCUGUCAAAGGAGCGGGUCAGCAGCAGUCAUCCAAGCAAAAGAGCCAGAAAACGAAAUCAGGGCGCUCGAAACACGGACGAGAGGAUAGCGACGACGAAGCAUGGACGAAGAACAACAAUGGGGAUGCUGAAAGGCGUAUGCAGGCUGUAGUUCGUGCGCGGGGUCGUCUGACGAAGAAGGGAGGUGUUAUGACGAGCACCGGCGCUUCAGAGUUCCAGAUAUCGAGCACGGCCGAUUUAGAGAAGCUACUCAGUCGGUAG
Cyclocybe aegerita is the source of this 2493-nucleotide messenger RNA. Lineage: Eukaryota; Fungi; Basidiomycota; Agaricomycetes; Agaricales; Hemipholiotaceae. The record is from the annotation of a GenBank genome assembly.